CGAGACGACGGAACGAAACAGAUCAACACCGCACCUCACCGCAAGAAGAAGUGUGCCGGCCUCCACAAACAAGGGCGGAGACGGUGCAGAGAGACUUCUUUUUGUUCGAAACCAAUCGAAUCUUGAAUGGGUUCUGUUCGGUAACGAGCAGGUAAGAGUAGUGUGUCACUAGAAACAGGAUACGAUACGAUAAAAUACGAUACGAUACCAUACGAUACGAUAAAAUACGAUACGAUACAAACCCAAACGCCACUAUGGAAGAAGAAGAGGCGCCCGUGAUCCCCCGGAGGCGGAGCAAGGCCCUCAAGAAGAAAUCCAGCAAAAAGGCCUCCGGAGAAAUGACCGACUCGGGCAGGAGCGAACGAAAACUGCUGAAGCAACAAUCCAAGAGAAUCUCGUCGAAAAAACUCGCAAAGGAAACUUUUCUCGAUGACCGAAGCACCGAAGAGCCUCCCAAAAAGUCCAAGAAGAAGAAAAAGAACACGGGGGACGACAACGAAGACGAACAAGAUGCCGAGCAGCGGCCCUCUCUCAAAAAGUCCAAGAAGAAAAAGAGCAGCAGGAGCAGCCUGGCGGGGGGAGAGAGCAGCCGCAACCUCAAGUCGAAAAAGAAGACCGGGAGCAGCAGCCGAAACCUCCUGGGCGGCGAGCCUUCCCCGGACGCUCCCAAAAAGAGCAAGAAGAAGACCAGGAGCAGCAAGUACACCGCGCUCCUCGAGGACGUGGAGGAAGACGACGAAGGAAGCGGCGGCGGAUACGAACCCACGGCCCCACCGGGGACUCUCCAGCAGCAGCAGCAGCAGCAAGGGUCACCGCCGGAGGAGGACGCCCCCCGGUCCGCCAUGGAACUGGUCGAGAGCGCCCUCGUGGGGUGCGUCGUUGCGGAAAAACCCGUCGACCGCGAGGCGGAAGAGCACGAGCGCGAGCAGCAGCGGAGGAUCCAGGAGGAAGCCGCCAGCCGGGCGGCCGCCGGUGGAAGAACCUCCUUCGAUCCCGAUGCCUCCAUGGGGUCUUUCGUGCCGGCAUCCUCCCCCGGCAAAGGGUCCGCCCGCUCCUCGCUGUCCGGGAGCUCCUCCAUGCGGUUCGAUCCCUCCGCCUCGUCCGAUUCGAUGCGCUUUGGCCCCGGCGACCACGACAACGACAACUCGGUCUCGUCCUUUGUCGGGAACAACGUCUCCCGGUCGGAGGGGGGCUCGGAGCGGGACGUUUCGACCACCUUUCGCCGCAAGCCCAAGCUACCGGGCGGCAAGAAAAAGGCCCGGGAGAGCGCCAAGAGCCUCAUGGGCAGCCUGAGGGGGGGCCAGGGCGUCCCGUUCUGGCAAAGCAGCCGAACCCUCUCGCGUCCCACGUUUUCGUCGGACGAAGACGAGGCCUUUGUGGUCGACGGCGACGGCGACUACGGAAGCGGGCACCGUCGCGAGAGCGGGUUUUCCGGGGACCGGCGCAGCCUGCUGGCAAGGGGAAGCCUCCCGCCCCCCCCCGCUCCCGGGCCGCCGCUGGUCGAAGGGGCCGCCCCCCCUUUGGAGGAAGACGAGAGGGAACGAGCCGCCGAUCCUUCCUAUCCCUUUCCCGCCUUUGGGGUCACCCUCAAGAAGAGCACCAGGGACCUCACCAGGGGACCGCCUUCCCCCCCGGGUCCCUUUGGCGUGAGGCUCAAGAAGAGCGACAGGCACCUGGUCAAGGAGGAAGAACCCCCGUCGGGUCCCUUUGGCGUCACGCUGAAAAGGAGCAAGAGGCACCUGACUGACGAGGAAGAAACCUCUCAUACCACAGAACUCGAGACAACCACUAGGCCUUCAUUUGGUGGUGUUGUGUUGAAGAGUAGCAAGAGAGACCUGACCAAGGAAGAAAAAUCCUCUCCCACUCCAGAACCAGAGGCAACAGCGACGCCUUCGUUUGGUGGCGUUGUGUUGAAGAAUAGCAAGAGGGACCUGACCGAGGAGGAGGAAGAAACCUCUCCUACUCCAGAACUCGAGACAACCACUAGGCCUUCGUUUGGUGAUAUUGUAUUGAAGAAUAGCAAGAGAGACCUAACCAAGGAGGAGGAUGAAACAUCUCCCACUCCAGAACCAGAGGAGGAGGACGAAACAUCUCCCACUCCAGAACCGGAGGCAACAGCGAGGCCUUCGUUUGGUGGCGUUGUGUUGAAGAAUAGCAAGAGGAACUUGACGGAAGAGGAGGACGAAACCUCUCCAACUCCAGAACCAGAGACGGUAGCUAGGCCAGCUUUUGGUAUUGUUCUGAAGAAUAGCAAGAGGGACCUAACCAAGGAGGAGGAUGAAACAUCUCCCACUCCAGAACCAGAGACAACGGCGAGGCCUUCGUUUGGUGGCGUUGUGUUGAAGAAUAGCAAGAGGGAUCUAACCAAGGAGGACGAAACCUCUCCCACUUCAGAACCAGAGACGGUGGCUAGGCCAGCUUUUGGUAUUGUUCUGAAGAAGAGCAACCGAGACCUAACCAAGUUGGACGAAUCUCCUCCAGAGGCAGAGUUUGAAUCGGCACAAAAGGAAACGGUUGACGACGGUGAGGAUUUGCCGGAAGCUCCUACCACUCCGGAAGCAGAGACGACCGCUAGGCCUUCGUUUGGUGUCGUGCUGAAGAAGAGCAACAGAGAUCUAACCAAGGAAGAAUCUCCCCCGAAGCCUCAAUCGGAAGUGGCUCAGAAGGCUGACGAAGCGGCAACCGUUGAAGUGAAGCAUACUGCUAGAAAACAGGAGGAACCUGUAUGGGCUCAGAAGAGAAGAGAAAGCCUGAAAAGUCAGUCUCAACCAGAGCAGUCGGCUGCGGUCGACAAGGAGGAGGGUUCUGUGAGGUCGAGAAAGAAGGAACCAGAAUGGGUCCAAAAACGAAGAAAUAGUUUGGAGAGUCAGUCGCAACCGGAGCAGUCGGCUGCGUUCGACAAGGACGAGGGCUCGGUCAGGUCGAGAAAACAAGAACCAGAAUGGGUCCAAAAGCGAAGAGAAAGUUUGGCGAGUCAGUCUCAACCAGAUAGGGCAGAAGAAGUGGACGAGGAGGGUUCUAUGAGAUCGCGGAAUCAAGAACCGGAAUGGCUCCACAAGCGAAAAGAAACCCAGAAGAGUGAUGCAUCUAUGCAAGAAGGUGACUCAUUGUCAAAUAAUAAGACGAUCGACGGGAAUAUUCCAUCCAAAUCACCCUGGUCAGUAAUAAAGAAAAAUCUAAAAUCAGUCAAGGCGCUGGAUGCUACAAACCCACUGACAGGACCAUCACAAUCUGACAAGGGAGAAAAUGACCCGUUGGGAAGCGAAAUGAGGAAAAAAGAGUCGCCACAGCCUGAAGCAGUGGAUUCGUCGGCGAAGAAGAAGAACAGUGAGGAGGAAAUUCCAUCCAAAUCUCCCUGGUUAGCGGUGAAGAAAUCUCUGAAAUCAUUGAAGGAUCUGGAUGCGAUACACCCUAUUACUGAACCACCGGAACCACCUGCCACUCAGGUCGCAAGCAGAUCAAAGGGGUCACAGACUGGAGUUGCAGACUCGUUGCUUACAAAGAAGAACGUUGAGGAGGACGUUCCAUCUAAGUCACCAUGGUUGGCUGUCAAAAAAUCUCUGAAAUCAACAAAGGAACUGGAUGCAAUAUUCCCGCUCACCGAACCGCCAUUUUCAUCUGCAGCGCAAGAUGAACUUGUUGUGAGCAAGUCGAUGAAACCAAACGAAUCGCUAGGGGGUACUGGAGAAGUCGAUUCUUUAUUAGGAGAGAAAGACAUCGCAAAAGAGAUUUCGCCCAAAUCACCUUGGUUAACGGUGAAAAAAUCGCUUAAAUCAGUGAGGGAACUGACUGCGAUACAUUCGCUUACAGAACCACCAGACCUAUUGACUGAGAAAAAUGACCGGGUUGUCAACGAACCAAUGAAGAGAAAAGAGUUUUCAGAUGACUCUGGAGAAGCCGACUCAUUAUCAGUGAAGAAGAAUAUUGAGGAGGAUACUCCAUCCAAAUCACCUUGGUCAGCUGUAAAGAAGUCCCUGAAAUCAUUGAAGGAACUGGAUGCGAUACAACCCCUCAAAGAACCACCAGAGAAGAAAGUAACGAAACAAAAGCAGCCUUUUGGAGCGGAAGUAGAAGGGUCAUUACUAGCGACAAACGACAUUGAAGAAGAUAUUCCACCCAAGUCACCCUGGUUGGUAAUCAAGAAAUCUCUGAAAUCAGUGAAGACUAUGGAUGCCCAGCACCCGAUCACCGAACCACGACUACUGGAUUCCAAGAAUGGCGAUGACUUUGUAGCGAAGAAAGCAAUGAAAGAAGAACAGCCUUCGGGAGCGGAAGCAGCAGAUUCAUUAUCACCAAAGACAAACAUCGCAGAAGAUAUUCCGCCAACCCCCAAACCGUCCCCCUGGUUAGCUAUCAAGAAAUCUUUGAAGUCGUCGAAGUCAUUGGAUGGUAGACAAUCGAAGAUGGCUUUGCCAAUGUCGGUUAUCGAAAAUGGCGCUGCAAGCCAACCAACGAAGCCAAAAGAGCCACCCGGGCUGCGGCCCUUGCACAGCAGUCGGCCAGGAAAAUCGCUAUGGGCACAAAAGAAAAAGGAUAUGACUGGAGCUUCCUUAAAGGAUAACCAAAGCUAUCAAUCAAUGAGAAUUGUUGAUGCCACGUCAAGUCGAACUGGUGCACACGAAGAGGGGACAGAUGCUAUGCAUGAAUCUGCUCCAGUUUUAAGCACAGAAAUGUCUGACUCUCCUCAAGAGGACGGAUCCAUUGCAAAUCUUUCCACCACAAGCAGUCGAUCGGGAUUAGCAUCUUCGCUGUAUUCCUCUACUUCAGCUUCCCUAAGGAGUGUGGGGGCACCACUUGAAAAUAAAUGGAAGGCAUCAAAACCCAUCGAUGAUGACACUGAAACAAUGCAAGAUGCUGGAAAUAAUGCGAUGUACACUUCAGUGAAACUCAAGAAGGUGAAGCCCGUCGUCGAAGAGGGUGUGGAGGAUGACACCUCUAUGGCUGAAGAUAACUCACUUUUAAAUAUAAGCAGUCGUCCAUCUUUGGCAUCAUCUCUUUAUUCCGCCGCUUCAGCUUCCCUCAGGAGUGUAGGGACACCAGUUGAAAAUAAAUGGAAGGCAUCGAAGUCAGAAUUAGAUGAAGAUGACGAAAUGCAAGAUUCUAGAAAGAAUUUGAUGUAUACAUCAGUGAGACUGAAGAAGGUCAAGGCUGCCGCUCCUAUCAUUGAAGAGGAGGAGGACGACGGAGAUGACAAUAUUGAAUCCUCAGAAGAAAAUUCUCCUUCAACCGAAGCAUCUACCGGGAGUACAAAACAUAACAUUAUCACUGAAAUUUCUGACGAAAAAUCACCCCAGGAUAAGGUACAACGAAACGAGGUAGAGCCCUCUGUUGGAGACGACACUAAAGCCGAUACAUUGGAAAUUCUUAAUGAAAAACCACCGCAUCCCGAGGUACAAGUUGAUGAGGUCGAGGCUUCCAGUGAAGACGAUGUGAAAAAUGUUGAUGCGGAAGCUACUGAGAACAAUUCAGCUCAUACUGAGGUGCAGCUCGACGAGAUCAAGCCUUCUAUUGAAGACGAUGCGCACAAUGACAACUCUCAGGCUCCUGGAGUCAAUUUGCUUUAUACUGCAGUCAAACUGAAAAAGGUCAAACCCACGCCCACCACUUUAGACGAAGAACUGACAAAGAAUCGCCCCUCUUUGGCGUCAUCUCUUUAUUCUUCGGCUUCGGCUUCCCUUAGAAGUGUGGGUGCACCGCCUGAAAAUAAAUGGAAGGCAUCAAAAUCCAACGAAGAUGAAGAUGAUCCUACGCAAGACCCCAGCAAAAACUCGAUGUACACUUCAGUGAGACUCAAGAAAGUUCAGCCUGUUGCGCCUGUCAUUGAAGAAGAUGCGCAAUAUGAUCCCUCUGAAACUUCCGAAGAACAUUCACUCUAUACCAGUGUGCAGCUCAAAAAGGUCGGGUCGACCCCUGACGACGAGGAAUCUCCAACAAGUCGUCCCUCCUUGGCGUCAUCCCUAUAUUCUUCGGCUUCUGCUUCGCUAAGAAACAUAGGGACACCUGUUGAACACAAAUGGAAGGAAUCUAAAACCAUCGGCUUAAUCGAAGAAGAUGAUGUGGGAAAAUUAUACUCCAGUCAGCAUCAGCUCCUCCGUUCAGUCGCGCCACCGGUUGAAGAGAAAUCGAUAGCGACAGAUAAUGAAGACGCUGAAUUACAUGUAAGCGAACUGCAAGUUACUAAUCGGAAAAUACUCAUGCUGAUCUCAACAGUGUCUGGAAGUCAAGAGCAGAAAACAGCACAAGACCGGGCCCUAACGAUACUGAAAGGUAUGCACAUAAGCCCCGAGCAACUGGAACAGGUGGAUGGGGCCGACCCUGCAAACCUUGAACGUCGAAAUGAAUUGUUCGCUGUAAGCGGAAUACGGGCAAAAUAUCCUCAGUUUUUUGUAGUCAAUGCCAAUGAUAAAAUCGAGUAUUUAGCUGACUGGGAAUCUUUCGAAAUGAUGAACGAAGUAGGCAGUUUGUCGGAGUCGAUGAACUUGGAUGUCAGUUUGAGCGAUGCUUCUCCUCUGGGAAAAGAAGAUGAUAUUGCAGACGAUCUUAAUUCAGAGAACAUUGAUAGAGAAGGUGAUGUCGAAAAUUAUGGUCGAAAUGUUGAUUCUGAGAACGAAGCCGAAGUCAAAGAUGUUGAAGAUGGUGAAUCGGCCUUAGAUAAAGAUGAUACGGGCACAUCUUCGGUGAGUACUGGUAUCAAAGAGGAGACAAAUCUGACACAAGAUUUCGAGGGCGGUGAUGACGAGGUCAAGAAUGAGGUGCAGAGUGUGAUAGCUCCAACUUCAGAAUGCCAAGACGAAGGUGAGAAGCCCGAGAACUCAGUGAGUGAAACCAAAGCAUUCGAAGAGGAUGGUUCAGUUAGAGAUUCAGAUUCUGAAAAAGAAAUUGAGAAGGGUGUCGUAGAAAACCUGGCACCAGAUUCUGAGGAUGAAGAUGAGAUUGAAAAUGUCCAGUCAGUUGCUUCUGUAAACUCACAAAUAGAGAAAGAUAAUUUGAGGACAGCGGAAUAUCCUAUCACAGAGACCGAAGUAUCUUCAGAUAGUGCUGAAGAAAGAAUUGAAGCUGAGAACAAUGAAUCAGAAUCUGGUAAAAUCAUCAAAAGUAGUGAUGACAAUAUCGAAAAUGAAGAUUCAAACGUUGGUAAUGUUGAAGCGGAUGGUGAGGAAACGGCGGAUCAAGAAAGUCACGUUUCAGAAACGAAUAACAAACCUCAAGUCGAAGAGAAUCAUCUCGAAGAGGAAUCAACGGCACCGGAUGUUGUUGCAGAGUAUAAUUCAGGUAGAUCGGAAGAUAGUUCCGAGGAAGCAUUGCCACCUAGGGAUACAGAAGCCACAAACGUUAUAGACGAGACGCAAGAGGAAGAAGAAUCUUCAGCACUUGCAAAUCCCAAAGACAUCGAUAUCGUGAUCGAUGGAGAUGAAGACCCUGCCGGAUCUACAGGCGUCAGUGUUGAACCCACGGAACCUGACGAAGAUGAUGAAUUGAGUCCAGCAAAAUACCUUCAAGACGGAAACGAAGAGACAGAUCCGGUUGAAGAGGUAUCACCUCAUCCUGUAGUCGAUGCCCAAGGUGAGGAGAAACAAAGUACAGACAUGAAACCGGAAAGGAAGAACAGCGAAAUCGUUUUCGGGGACACUUCAGAUGAUCCGAUCUCUCCUGUGGAUACCGAUAACAACGAUAUAGGUACAAAUGUCGAGGAACAAGAUUCGAAAGGCGGCGAUCAAGCUGAAGAGGACAAUGGAGCAGAACAUGAUGACAGUGUAGCGGACAAUCCACAUGUAGAGUCCAUAAAUGAAGCGACUGAGGAGAUAUUAUCCACGGAACAAAAUGCCGAAGAUGAAAACAUAGCAGAUCCACCCUCGGAAUCAUCGCCGGGACCGAAAGAAGUUGAAACCUAUCAUAUAGAAACUUUAGAGGUAGAAUCUGAACAAAGAUCCUAUGAAAGUACCGCUGGUGACACGAAAGAUGCAAUUGACGUGCCAGAAGAGGAAGAUGAUACCGAAAUAGUAGCUAUUCAGGAACAAGAGGAUACCAAAGACAACGAAACAUUUAUAGAUGAAAAUUUGAAGCAGAAUCGAGCUGAUACUUCAGAAGCCACAACUUCGAAUCGUAAUGAUGAUGAUCAUGAAAAGGAUGGCAAAGGAGACGACAAUUCCGCCAGUAAAGAUCAAAUCCUCAGCGAGAACGAAGGUUCAACUCCCGUUGAAGAUGAAGUAGAGGCCGACAAUAUAGAAGAGACUGAGGAUUUUGGUUCCCCGUCAAAUAAAGAGAGCGAAGUUGACACACAUGGUGAUGGUAUGGAACCACAAGCAAAAACUGAAGAUGAAGAUCGUGCGACCGAAGAUGUGGGAUUCAGAGAUAGUUUUGUUCAAGAAACGGGUGUGCUUUCGGAAUUUCUUGGUGGUAAGAAUGACAGAUCGGUUUUAUUGCGAUGUGAAUUAGAGCGUUGUAGGCUCGUACUAUGAGUAUUUCUAGAAUCAUAUUUCUCACGAGCCAAUUACAUAUCACCGUGCGCACUUCAAUCCGUUUCAAUCCAAUCCGCUCCGUUUCAUCUAAUCGAAUCACAGAAGAAACUCCUAGCAAAGGCGAUGAAAAAUGCGAUGGCGAAGAGGAGGAGGAGAAGGACGAAGAGCAGAAAGAGGAGGAGGAGCAGAAUAAGGAGCAGAAGGAUCAGGAUCAGAAGCAGAACGAGGAAGAGCAGAAGGACGAGGAGCAGAAGGAUCAGGAUCAGGAUGAGAAGCUGAAGGACGAAGAGCAGAAGGGCGAGGAUCAAGAGCAGAAGGAACAGGAGCGCGAGGAAGAUGAUAAAUUCACCUCCGACCUCGAGCUACAAAAGGCUUCUUUUGCCUCGAAAAAUAGCAACCACCAACCAACAAUGAUGCGGUAUAGCGAUGAUUCCGAGGAAGAGGCAUCAGACGGAGGAUGGUCGGAUGACGACUCUGCUACGAUCAAGUCCGAAUACACCGAGUUGUCCUACGCUACAUUUGGCAGUGCUGUUGUCUUCGAUGGAAGAGCCAUGACGUCGAAAGAUGAGGGUACCAAAAAACUUUCUGAACUGGUGACAGCAGCAGCACAAGAACACCAAAACCCAACACCGCCAAAACCAAAGGCUAAGCCUGUUGCGCAGCCAUUGACAACCACAGCAUCGAAAAAGAACAACAACCAAGAUAUUUUGUUCACGCCCAUGGCAUCAGACAAUAAGGCCGGAGAUGACAAAUCUGCAGCAAACGAGAAGGAAAAGGAUAAGAAAAAAAAGAAAUCCAAAAAGGAAGCCAAAGAACCGCCGCCGUCUCUACCGGAAGGGAAUGACGAUAUAGCGAUCGACGUAGAUGAUCCUCCCGCGAUGAAAAAGGAAAAGAAAAAGGACAAGGCAAGAAAUAGCAUUCAAGAAGAUAUCGUCUUGGACUUUGGCGAACAAGACACAAAAAACGAGACGCCAUCUCAGGAGUCUGUUGGGAAUUCAGAAGCAGAUGAGACCCAAAGCCAAUCAAAAAAGAAGAAAAAGAAGAAAUCAAAGGAGGAAAAAGAGAACAAGAAGAAUAAGAGAAAGUCGGCUGCCGAAUCUUCGAAGCAAGUACAGGAACCGGGUCCUUCUGAAUCGGAGCUGAGGGAAAAAAUGAUCAAAGACACGGUUAAACAACUGAUCGAGGAUUCCAACAAGUACGAACUGAGGCCCGAAAAACCCUUCGACGACGAUUCUGCCGAGUGCCUGCUCAAGGCCGCCCUGAAGAUAUGCCAUCUCAAGAAAUUCUACGAUACGACCAAGGACAAGAUCGUCUACUUUCCGUCGCCCGUGCACGCGUGUUUCGACUACCGUCUCAUGGAGGCCGCCGAGGAAUUUUACGAAGAAGAAUACCCAUCGGACCUCUGCCGCGCGCUGAGAAACGUUGCCUUUGGCAUGAUCGAGAAAGAGGCUGACGACGACUACGACGAGGAAUACAUGGCGCUCGUUGCCACGGACGUAGAGAUUUGAUCUCAAGAUCGUUCGUACUCUUUUUGCAGUGUAAUUUAGUGAAUCUUUUUUAGCAAUACGCAUCUAUGCGUUGAAUAAGAAAAAAUGUUAUUUAUA
This is a messenger RNA of Pseudo-nitzschia multistriata, 10063 nucleotides long. The record is from the annotation of a GenBank genome assembly. Lineage: Eukaryota; Bacillariophyta; Bacillariophyceae; Bacillariales; Bacillariaceae.